Molecule: messenger RNA, 1244 nt
Organism: Pistacia vera
Lineage: Eukaryota; Viridiplantae; Streptophyta; Magnoliopsida; Sapindales; Anacardiaceae
Product: CRIB domain-containing protein RIC10-like
Exons: 5
Coding region: 390-845 (151 amino acids)
Source: RefSeq, a predicted model, not a curated record
CCACUCCAUUUGUUUUGUCUCGUUUCUUUAAACUCUCUUCUUCUUAUCUGUCUAAGUUCAACCUUCUUUCCUUGUAAUGGUUUCAUGGCUCCCCACUUUCUUUCUCUUAAAUCCAUUUAUCCUCUUAAUAUCUUCUUCUUUUUAUUAAAUCUUCACACCUAACACUCACUCUCACAUUCUCACACCACCGCUUCUGUUUUCCCUUAAUGGGUUUCCAUUUCUUUUGAAGAAAGCUUUUGCAUGUGAAGCCUUUUAGCGCAUAGUUGAAGAAAAGAAGCCGCUUCACAUCUUUCGUCUCUCUUCAUUCUAUCUGCCAUUUUAUCUUCAGGCUGAACGAUAAUCUCAAUCGAUCUCUGCACGUUUCAUAGCUGUUUCCUUCAAUCUUUACCAUGGGAACCAAAAUGAAAGGCAUAUACAAAAGUUUCAAAUACAUUUCCCAAAUCUUUGUUGUAAAGGAGCGAGAAAUGGAAAUUGGUUAUCCAACAGAUGUUAAACAUGUGGCACACAUAGGUUGGGACGGCCAAUCUGGUACUGCACCCAGCUGGAUGAAUGACUUCAAGACAGCUCCUGAUUUCUCAACAUCAAUUGGGAACUCAAUGGACUCUAGUAAUAUGGCACUUUCCACAUGGUCCUCCCAAGAUUUUGAACAAUCAAUGGGAGGACAACCGGCAUCUGAUAUAUUUAAAGACAUUCCACCUACAGAUCUUCCAAAUAUUCCCAAGAAACAGAAGCGGAAAAAGAAAUCAUCAACUUCCUCUCCCUUGUGUGGGUCCUCUAGAUCUUCCCGAGCAGCAAAGUCUAGGACUACAUACAAUGAAAUGGGGACAGCAAACGUGCAAGUAUAGAAUUUGUGUCUGAUUGUUAGGUUCAUUACAGACGUCUGGUAACUACUAAUGUGCAUAGCUAAUACUGCAACUGUCCCCCUUUCUUUAAAUGAGAUGGUUAGAAAGGCAAGAAUGAAGAAGUUGGAAAAUGAACAAAACUUUUGUGUAAAUUUAAAGAAGAAAGGAAAUUAGCUGGGGGACACGAACACGUUCAGGGAAGGGAAGAAAGGAAUGAUCAUUGUUCAAGAAUGGUACUAAUUUAGACAGAUCUGAAAUUUUUUUUUUUUUUUUUUUUUUUGUGGGGAGGAAUUAAUAAAUAUGUAGAGAUGUGGAUUGUGUGCUGGUGAGAAGUUUUGGGAAUACAAUUUUAUUGGACUUGAAAAAAAAAAAACGUUGGGUAAUUUUAAUGAACAGUGUGAA